GGCUUGUUUGUUGAACGGUCGACCGCCGACGUCACACUGAAGCCCUUCGAACGACCCUUACAUGGCUGACCUGUUGCACAGGCUGCCUCUGCUGGUCCUCGUCGUCGUGCUGCUUCUCGUCGUUGUCUUCUUCAACGUGUGUUUCGUGGGCCUCGUUCCGCUCGCGGCUCGCAGAAGGAGAUCUUCGAAGAAAGCCGACAGGAUAGAUCGACGACUAGGCAACGGCAGACCGGCAUGCACGACCUCCGGAUCGAGCAAUCGGCAACACAGUGCGGGGUCUGUGGCGAAGCGGCCGUACAACCCGAGUUUGUAUGCACAACUGCCUUCUCACGAGAUUCCUCUGCCUCCGUCGGAUGACGAGGGGGGAGACGCCACGUCGUCGACUUUGCCGUCGAGAAGUGGGUCGACGCAGGAAUGGGCGGCGACGCAGUCGCGCGGCGGCAGGCGGGUGGAGACCCCGUGGUCUUACACGUCACUGCUUAACGAGGGGCUGUGCGACGAUGACGGCAAUGCAGCGGUUGAUCUCAGCUUCCAGUUGUCCAACAGCAGCGGAGCAGCAGCAACGCACACUCAGAUCAUCAAUCCCCACCCGGGUGUCGAUUGUGCGAACAACACGCACGAUGGUGUAUGCGGACCGCGAGACGGCGGUCUGCCUCAAUCGCUUCGUGAAGGUGGUGGUAAUCGGAAUGAGUCGACGUCCACCGAGGAGUCGGUGCGCGUGAACGUCCGGAGUGGAUGCGGUUGUCACCUGCGUCGCGAAGCGGAGCCGGCGCUCCUCCUCGACAACAGCGGCCGGAGGGUUUGCGUGAGGAAGGUGCGGACUUGCACCGCGACGGGAGGCAGUUGUGGGCAGAGUGCAGGCAGACCUUGCAUCAACGUGGAACGGAGACAAUCACGAGAGGGGUGCAACGGCUCCACUCGGACGAAGCGGACGAAGCUGCUGUUGAGGAGGCCCAGGGGUGUGACGACGUUGACCGUGACGACAAUUGCAACUCCGACGAUUUGCCAAACAUUAGGCCGCUGGGGAGGAAGGCGACGAACGGCGGAGUGGCUGCGAGGAAGGGUCCCGCUACGAAAAUCCAUGGGCGUGACGAGGGAGGCCGUCGACUGCGGGAAGAAAUGGGACAACUUGAUGCAGCAAUUCAAGAAGGUCCACAAGUUCCAGAACCUCUCCGGCUGGAAAGACUACUUCAAGCUUGCAUCAAAGGCCAGGCGAUCGGAGGGCUUCAGCUUCGUCAUGGACCGGAGCGUGUACGAUGAAAUAGAGGCCAUGACGAAGGGGGAUCACACGAUCCACCCGAAAAAUUUGGCAGACAUGGGGGCGGCCGGUGGGGUUCAGAUGCGUGCAGGCGCGGGGGCUGCAGGGGACACAAUGGCCACCGACGGUGGAGGGGAGGCAGCCGACGAGGAGCAGGGGUCGACGAAAGACUCCACAUUCAGCGCGAGGAGCGGCGGCGGUUAUGGGAAGAGGAAGAACAUGCGGCAACAAACCUUUGAGGUCGUCGCCGAGGUCAUGGACAAGCAUGGUGCGCUUAUGGCGAGUACAAUGGACAGCGCGAGAAAGCGGCAAUGCUUGAUGAUGUUACGUCAGUGCGAAAUCUUGGAGAGCGAAGUGGAAGUGCAGAGGGAACAUUAUGCUGUUGCGGAUGAGGCAAACAGAAUGAUGUCGGCGCACACGGUGCACAGCGACGAGAUUUACGAGGGACACCCUCUGCCUUUUCUCCUCAUCGUCGCACCGCAAAGCCACUACAAAGUCACCCGUUUCUUCAAAGUCAUCAUCGUCUUGGAUUUCUUCAAAGUCUUCAUUGAUCAUCGUUGUGGAUCUUGUCGCUCUCCUUCUCGCCGCGGAUCGUUCUCGCCGCAGAUCCGUAUCGCCCCUUCGGAGGUGCGUCCUUUAGUCGAGAAGAUCUUCUUCUUGCCGCGGAGCAGUGUCCGAAGGGUUCAUCUCCUUCUCGUCCGGGACUUCUUGAAUGUCGUCGUCAAUCAUCGCUAUGGAUCUUGUCGCUCUCCUUCUCGCUGUGGAUCCUUCUCGCCGUGGAUCCGUAUCGCCCCUUCAGAGGUCCGGCGUCGCUUGGUCGUGAAGAUAUUCUUCUCGCCGCGGAGAAGCGGCACCCGUGGCAAGAAGGGGGAAAACAUCCCCGCGGACACUCAGGGGCGGGAAAGGGGUCGGCGGCAUGUCCCCAAGGCGAAGAGGCUCCAUUCGGAAGAAGCAUCAGCAAGCCUGCCUCUUCAACGAGGACGAAGUUGGGCGACAGCCAACGAAGAGGAAGAUGACGACGUAUUCACGAUGGAGGAGGAAGCAGCAGAGGACAACGUGCCGGCGCCUCGGGGAAGCAGUCUUCAACGCUCAUCUGAUCAGAGCGGUGCGAGGAGAUUGUUGACGCCUCCUUCGGGAGCGCAACAAAUGCGUGCUCACAACACCACGAAGGCGAAGGAGGUCGUCGUCGACGUCGGCGGCGAGGACGACGAGCCCUUGGAAAGCGGCAGGCCGGAGGACGACGACAUGGCGGCGCACCAGGAGGCGACCGUUAUAUGCAUCGCGCAUGCUUUUCGCGCCGCGGUGCAAAUGGGUGGCAUCAUCGACGGCGGGUUCAUCUCGCACGAUCGUCUGUCUAGAGUUGCGGAUUGCUUCAGACUUUUGUUGGCUGCCUGCAUGUGGUUGAUGCGCAUGGCGGGAGACGAUCCGUGCAGCCACUACGAAGCCUUUUACUUCGCGAAGCUGGUCGCGAAGCCCACGCUCGUCGCGUCCAUGCAUCGCGCCUUCGAUCAUCGAUGGUCCAUCAUCCGAGCCACGAACGCCGUGACGGAGAGACUAGGGAAGGCGAACGCCACCUUCGGAGAGUACCCGAAGUACAUCCCUGACUGGGCUUCCUGCGGCAUCGUCUUCGGGCACGAUGCGACCAUAACGGGGCCAGAGGACGCGAAGAGGAGGGAUUGGUUGGGUUCGGGCCCCUUGGAGGACGACGACGACGACGAUGGAAAAGAGGACACGUAGGGGGGAGGUAGGGUGGGAGAGGGUGUUGCUGGUGCUAACACGUGCAGCGCGGGAGAGGGUACGCGAACGGGUCUCGUGUUCCGGCGUGGGUAAGGGAAGUGGAGAGGAAAGAGCGCUUGGCGGCGUCCGAGACGCAGGUUUGGUGGCGCCGCUUUACGAU
This is a messenger RNA of Chara braunii, 3155 nucleotides long. Lineage: Eukaryota; Viridiplantae; Streptophyta; Charophyceae; Charales; Characeae. The record is from the annotation of a GenBank genome assembly.